UUCUUUUGCUCCGUCCUAGUCUUAGGUUUUGGUCUCCUCCUCCGCCGAGAAGAAAUCGUUGAGCCACCGUUUCAGAUGUCUGACGUGGAAGAGUUUCGUUGCUUCAUUGGCGGCCUUUCAUGGUCAACAUCUGAUAGAAAGUUAAAGGAUACUUUUGAUAAGUUUGGCAAGCUUCUUGAGGCAAAGGUGGUUGUUGACAAAUUCUCUGGGCGCUCUCGCGGUUUUGGGUUUGUCACAUUUGAUGACAAGAAAGCAAUGGAUGAGGCUAUUGAGGCUAUGAAUGGAAUGGAUUUGGAUGGUCGAACUAUUACUGUUGAUAAAGCUCAGCCUCAACAAGGAUCAUCUAGAGAUGAUGGUGAUCGCCCUCGAGAACGUGGUCGUGAUCGCGAUCGCGAUCGUAAUCGAGAUUAUGGAGGUGGUCGAGGAUCUAAUGGUGGGGAAUGCUUUAAGUGUGGUAAACCUGGUCAUUUUGCAAGAGAAUGUCCUAGUGAAGGAGCAAGAGGGGGAAGGUAUGGUGGCAGAGAAAGUAGAUACAGUGGUGGAAAUGGUGGUGGUCACUAUGGUCCUGAUAGGAAUGCAGAUCGUUCUUCUGGUGGGCGGAACAGGGAUGGUGGUAGUCAUGGAGAUUCUGGAAAUGAUCGAUAUUAUCGUGAUCGUGAUCGUGCUGGGCCUUAUGAGCGGCGGGGAUCUGGAGGAUUUCGUUGAUAUAAUUUAUCUUUGUUGAGCUUUCAAAUUGGAGGGUUGCUGAUACUUCCCCAACUUUUUUUUCAUGACCAUGUUCUGGGAUUGUUGUUUGGAUGGAUGAAUGAUACCAGUGUUUUGAUAUGCAAUACUCAGCAUAUAUAUCAAACUCUUUUAUGUUCCUAAAUGCUGAUCUUUAGAUUUAUUAAAAUCUUAUGCAUGCUUGACUUACAGUCAAAAUAUGAUGUCGUGCUCUAUGCUAUUGAUAAUUGCUGCUGGUUAUCCUGUGAUUUGUGGCUAUUGUGCUUGAGGGGUUACAUAUGAUAUAUUUGCUGCUCGAUUACCAGUUUCAAUGUAUGGGAAAUUUUGUGGUGUUGGUCUAUUGGAUGGGUUUUUGAACGACCAAGGAGAAGAUUCAUCUCUGGAGUUUGCUUUUUUUCAUUGGGAGAGAGGAGUCUUAAAAGUAGAAGCCUACUUGGCUAUACUGUUUCAGGAUCUUUUGAUUAUAAAGUAGUCAAGCGGGAUGCUUGGCUAAAUGGGGUGUUUUUGGAUUGAUCAUUGGGUUCCUUUGUUGCUAAUAGGCCAUGCAUGGUUUUUUAAACUUUAAAAAACUUUUCAGCUCCAACAAGUCAAUCUGCUAUUGCACUCAAUAUGCUUGCCAUUCAUGUUUUCUUCACGGGGUACUGAUGGAAGGGGGUUCCAUUUUCUGUGGUUAUGGUGCGUUGUUUGGAAGCUUUUGAUGUGUUGAGCAACUGUGACCC
Messenger RNA from Gastrolobium bilobum, 1442 nucleotides. RefSeq names its product glycine-rich RNA-binding protein RZ1A-like. The coding region runs from base 76 to 705 and encodes 209 amino acids. Lineage: Eukaryota; Viridiplantae; Streptophyta; Magnoliopsida; Fabales; Fabaceae. The record is from RefSeq and is a predicted model, not a curated record. Gene Ontology annotation, molecular function: zinc ion binding; RNA binding. The transcript is spliced from 5 exons.